This is a messenger RNA of Choloepus didactylus (southern two-toed sloth), 2350 nucleotides long. RefSeq names its product exocyst complex component 7 (gene EXOC7). Gene Ontology annotation, cellular component: exocyst. NCBI's taxonomy places the organism in Eukaryota, Metazoa, Chordata, Mammalia, Pilosa, Megalonychidae. Gene Ontology annotation, biological process: exocytosis. The transcript is spliced from 20 exons. The record is from RefSeq and is a predicted model, not a curated record. The coding region runs from base 71 to 2278 and encodes 735 amino acids. Gene Ontology annotation, molecular function: phosphatidylinositol-4,5-bisphosphate binding.
GGCAGGGACGGAAGCACAGUGGGACCGUGGGGAAAGGUAGUGAGGAGUGGGAGUUGCAGGGUUCGGAGCGAUGAUCCCCCCGCAGGAGGCGUCCGCUCGACGGCGGGAGAUCGAGGACAAGCUGAAGCAGGAGGAGGAGACGCUGUCCUUUAUCAGAGACAGCCUGGAGAAGAGCGACCAGCUCACCAGGAACAUGGUCUCUAUCCUGUCGUCCUUUGAGAGCCGCCUUAUGAAGCUGGAGAACUCCAUCAUCCCUGUGCACAAGCAGACGGAGAAUCUGCAGCGGCUGCAGGAAAAUGUGGAGAAGACCCUAUCGUGCCUGGACCACGUCAUCAGCUACUACCAUGUGGCCAGUGACACCGAGAAGAUCAUCAGGGAGGGCCCCACAGGUAGGCUGGAGGAGUACCUAGGAAGCAUGGCCAAGAUUCAGAAAGCUGUGGAGUAUUUCCAAGACAAUAGUCCAGACAGCCCAGAGCUCAACAAAGUGAAGCUGCUGUUCGAGCGGGGGAAGGAGUCGCUGGAGUCCGAGUUCCGCAGCCUGAUGACCCGGCACAGUAAAGUCGUCUCCCCUGUGCUCAUCCUGGAUCUCAUCAGCGGCGAGGACGAGCUGGAGGUCCAGGAGGAGGUGCCUCUGGAGCACCUGCCUGAGGGCGUGCUGCAGGACGCGAUCCGCAUCUCGCGCUGGCUGGUGGAGUACGGCCGCAACCAAGACUUCAUGAACGUCUACUACCAGAUUCGCUCCAGCCAGCUGGACCGCUCCAUCAAGGGCCUGAAGGAGCACUUCCGGAAGAGCAGUUCUUCCUCUGGGGUUCCCUACUCCCCUGCUAUCCCCAGCAAGAGGAAAGACACACCCACCAAGAAGCCCAUCAAGCGGCCAGGGACGAUCCGUAAGGCUCAGAACCUUCUGAAACAGUAUUCCCAGCAUGGUCUAGAUGGGAAAAAGGGGGGCUCUAACCUCAUUCCUCUGGAAGGGCAUCUUCCCCGUCCCCUGAGGGGCAGCCCACCUGGCCCCUGGAUAAACCACUGCUUGUGUUUGUGCGGCCCAUAUCUCACCAGUCCGCGAGCUGGUUUCCAGGUUAAACACCUGUCCGAGGCCCUGAACGACAAGCCAGGGCUGCUGGCCGGGAGAGACGACAUGCUGGACGUGGAGACUGACGCCUACAUCCACUGCGUCAGUGCCUUUGUCAAGCUGGCUCAGAGCGAGUACCAGCUGCUGACCGACAUCAUCCCCGAGCACCAUCAGAAAAAGACCUUCGACUCCCUGAUACAGGAUGCAUUGGAUGGGCUGAUGCUCGAGGGGGAGAACAUCGUGUCAGCCGCCCGAAAGGCCAUCAUCCGACACGACUACUCUGCCGUGCUCACCGUCUUCCCCAUCCUGCGGCACCUCAAGCAGACCAAACCUGAGUUUGACCAGGUGCUCCAGGGCACAGCCGCCAGCACCAAGAACAAGCUGCCCGGCCUCAUCACCUCCAUGGAGACCACCGGAGCCAAGGCCCUGGAGGACUUUGCGGACAACAUCAAGAAUGACCCGGACAAGGAGUACAACAUGCCCAAGGAUGGCACCGUGCACGAGCUCACAAGCAAUGCCAUCCUCUUCCUUCAGCAGCUUCUGGACUUCCAGGAGACAGCGGGUGCCAUGCUGGCCUCCCAAGAGACCAGUUCUUCAGCCACCAGCUACAGCUCCGAGUUCAGCAAGCGACUCCUAAGCACCUACAUCUGUAAAGUCCUGGGCAACCUGCAGCUGAACUUGCUGAGCAAAUCCAAGGUGUAUGAAGACCCAGCUCUGAGCGCCAUCUUCCUGCACAACAACUACAACUACAUCCUCAAGUCCCUGGAGAAGUCUGAGCUGAUCCAGCUGGUGGCUGUGACCCAGAAGACUGCAGAGCGGUCCUAUCGGGAGCACAUCGAGCAGCAGAUCCAGACCUACCAGCGCAGUUGGUUAAAGGUGACCGAAUACGUCUCUGAGAAGAACCUGCCUGUAUUCCAGCCUGGAGUCAAGCUCCGGGACAAGGAGCGGCAGAUAAUCAAGGAGCGUUUUAAGGGCUUCAAUGAUGGCCUUGAAGAGCUGUGCAAGAUCCAGAAGGCCUGGGCUAUCCCAGACACAGAGCAGAGGGACAAGAUUCGCCAGGCUCAGAAAAACAUCGUCAAGGAGUCCUACGGGGCCUUUCUGCACAGGUAUGGUAACGUGCCCUUCACCAAGAACCCCGAUAAGUACAUCAAGUACCGCGUGGGCCAGGUGGGCGACAUGAUCGACCGCCUUUUCGACACCUCCGCCUGAGCCUGCUGCUGCCCCUGCCUGAUUCUGCCGGACUAACCUUGUCAUUGGACAGAUAAACCAGUGUUAACUUGC